CUAAUUAAGGUGGAUGAUAAAUCAUAGUGCCUAUGUAAAACUGUCUAUUUGUAGAUUAUUUUCCGAAUUAAAGAUAAGUAUUUGCCCAGUUAUUAUCCGCUGUUUGUCCGAGGCGACGGUCUCAAUUUCCUUUGUUACCUAAAUAGCUGCGGCGGCAACGCGAGUAUGUCUAUAUUUUCUUAAAUCGAAACUACAAUGACACUGUGAGCAAAAGUAUUAUCACCUAAUGUUGUUAAAUAUGUGAACCGAUGUUAGUCUGCCAAAGGUCUUCCUCGAGAAAUGCACUCUCCUUAAACAGGUGUUUACUAACUUUAGGAUGGCAACGAAGAAUUGGGCAACUGGAACGCAAUGUGUUGCCAAGAAUGACCAUAGCAAGCCCACAAAUAACGAACUGGCCUACCGAAAAGGAGACAUUCUCACUAUUGUGGAGACAGGACAGGGAAAAGGACUUUACAAAGCACGUCAUAAUACCACCGGGGAGGAAGGACUCAUCGCUGCUACCAACUUGCGUGAACGCAAGGCCAUUCGCAUCGACCCUAGCCUCAGUCUCAUGCCCUGGUUCCACGGUAAGAUCUCCGGUCCUGAGGCAGUGUCCAAGCUGAGACCAGUGGAGGACGGCCUGUUCCUGGUGCGCGAGUCAAUCCGGCACCCCGGUGACUAUGUGCUCUGUGUCAGCUACUCCAGCCAGAUCAUCCACUACAGAGUCAUUUACCAAAACAACAAACUGACCAUUGAUGACAGCCAAUACUUCUACAACCUCAUAGACAUGAUUGAGUUCUACUCCAAAAAUAAGGGUGCUAUUGCCACCAGACUUCUAAAACCCAAAGAAAAACAGGGCACCAAGUCAGCUGCAUUUGAGCUGUCUAGAAUGGGUUGGCUGCUGGACAUGAGUAAGCUGACAUUGGGAGAGAGUAUUGGAGAGGGGGAGUUUGGAGCGGUGUAUGCAGGAGACUACAUGGGCCAGAAGGUGGCAGUAAAGAGUAUUAAAUGUGAUGUAACGGCACAGGCGUUCUUAGAAGAGACUUCUGUCAUGACGAAAUUGCAGCAUAAGAAUCUGGUGCGGUUGUUGGGGGUAAUCUUACAUGAUGGACUGCACAUCGUUACAGAGCUCAUGGCCAAGGGUAACCUGGUGAACUUCCUCCGAACGAGGGGCCGUUUUGUCAUCACCACUGACCAGCUACUACACUUUGCACUAGAUGUGUGUGAGGGUAUGGAGUAUCUGGAGUCCAAGAGGCUGGUCCACAGAGAUCUAGCGGCUCGAAACAUCCUGGUCUCCAACGAGGGCGUGGCUAAGAUCAGUGACUUUGGGUUGACCAAGGUGGACCGCAAGGCCUCAGACAACGCUAAACUACCAGUAAAAUGGACAGCCCCUGAGGCCUUGAAGAAAGAGAAAUUCUCCACACGGUCAGACAUAUGGAGCUACGGUGUUCUUCUCUGGGAAACAUUCUCCUAUGGUCGACAACCUUACCCAAAAAUGUCUCUGAAGGAGGUGAAGGAGCAAGUGGAGCAGGGCUACCGUAUGGAGGCUCCAGACGGAUGCCCCCCCAGUGUAUACGCCCUGAUGAGGUGCUGCUGGGAGGCUGAGCCCAAGAAGCGUCCCUCCUUCCAUAAACUGCAGGAGAAGCUAGCAGCAGAGCUGGCCAAACACAGUCCUGACCCUGGCUGCUGACGUCACUUCCCUAAUCCAAAUAGCUACUGUUUUUUUUUUUUAGCUGCCUGGAUCAUGGCAGUGACCUGGGCCAGGUGUACUUGAGUGGGCUUGAACCCAGAGAAGUCUGGUCAGGGCUGGAUAUUAUGGUUGAGGCUCGUAAUAAUACAGUGUACAUUUUUCCCCCAGUUCCAUGAUGAGCAUUAACACUACAGUAUAGACACCAACACACACGCAGUAAAAUGGAGACACAGGCUUCACUGUCUUUGCAACACAAGUCAACAGCACUUAAAAACUAAGCUCUAUAUUUAAGUACCAAUCUUUAAAUAGUUACAAUAUAAAAUCAUGCAUUUUGAUGUUGAAUUUUUUAUGUGAAAAUUGAGUAAUACAAUAUUGUAAUAUAUGUAAACUGAAUUUAAGUCAUGAAGGAGAAUAUAAUAAGGGAUGAAUUUCAACAGCAUUACAUUGGUUUAUUUUUAUUGGAAGUUAAUACUGUAAAUAGUUCUUACACCUGCUGCUGUGGUAAUUCAGCUUCUGAUCAACAUUAUCGGUGUGGAUAAUGUGGCCAUUAUUUUUCUUUCAUAAAAAAGCGGGACAGAGGGAGAAAAGAAGAGAGGGAGAGCGAGAACGAGAUGGAAAGAGGGAUGAAGCUUAUCCAGGAUUAAAACUCAGAUCACCCGUAUCUGCUUGUUUUGGACUGUAAUUGUCCAGCAAUAUGCCCUGCGACUCAGAGUUUAAUAUGUGAAAUCUUGAAUGUUAUUGCUGAUAUUAGUGGGGAAUUACAAAGCCGACAGCAGUUUGUAUGUGUAGAGAUUCAGAGGAGCUGCGGGAGAUUGGAAUUGUUUUUAGUUCAUUUGCCUUUGAUUUACUAUAGCUAGUAGGCCUAUACACACAUUGAGACCAGUCCCCAGUCAUACUGACUGAACAGACCAUUCAUUUAUCUGUGGUAACAUUAUUUAUGUAUCAAAUACAGUUCUUAAAUGCUGGACUGGAAACAGAAUAUAAGUAUGUGCUUUUUCUAUCAUUGUAAUGUCUACAUUGCUGGAGUUACUAAGUCAAAUGCCUUAUACAUGGACAGAUAAUAAGGGCAUGUACAUUUACUCUAGAAGGUGUGACCAAUUAAAAAGGUGUGGCAUAUUGAAAGGACUUUCCCUGAUGGAUCAACCCUAUUACUUUAUUUGUAAUUACUCAGAUUGAACAGUUAAUCUCUGGCAUUGGGCAAUGGACAUUUAAAAAUGUUUGCUACAUUCUGCAUCCGGGAGUUUACAGGGGGAACAAAACAUUAUAGACUUGAAACAACCCAGAUUAGAGGGGAAAGCUUACUUUUUGGGGAUUGUUGACAUGUUAUGACACAAAUUAUUAGUUUUAAGUCUUUGUAAGCUUGGUAUUUGUCUUUCACCCAUGGGAGACCCCAGAUUGAGUGCUGAUCCCAUUCCCUCUCGUCACAUCACCAUAGGGAUUCUGUGUGGAUUUGCUUUGUUUCCCUUAAGCUUCUAAUGGGAUGAUAUAAAAUAUUCUGAGAAAUAAUGAAAAAAUAAAUUGGAACAUUUUGAACAUAUUA
Esox lucius (northern pike) is the source of this 3209-nucleotide messenger RNA. It is a transcript of the gene matk, whose product is annotated as megakaryocyte-associated tyrosine kinase. NCBI's taxonomy places the organism in Eukaryota, Metazoa, Chordata, Actinopteri, Esociformes, Esocidae. The transcript is spliced from 13 exons. The record is from RefSeq and is a predicted model, not a curated record. Gene Ontology annotation, biological process: protein phosphorylation. Gene Ontology annotation, molecular function: protein binding; protein tyrosine kinase activity; ATP binding. Bases 317 to 1669 code for a protein of 450 amino acids.